Molecule: messenger RNA, 6098 nt
Organism: Neoarius graeffei (lesser salmon catfish)
Lineage: Eukaryota; Metazoa; Chordata; Actinopteri; Siluriformes; Ariidae
Product: KIAA0586 ortholog
Exons: 32
Coding region: 944-5767 (1607 amino acids)
Biological process (GO): smoothened signaling pathway
Cellular component (GO): ciliary basal body; centriole
Source: RefSeq, a predicted model, not a curated record
GCUCUCUCUCUCUCUCCUUUACAUAAAGAACGUCUACAAAUAAUAUAAGCAGUUAUACUCAUUUUAGCAGCCGAGUUAGCUCACUAAUUCACCUGACAGAAGUGUAACCGACUCACUGUCGGUCUGUUGAAUUGGUACUGAACUAUUCUUGUUGAAUAAUAUGCUUGAAUAUUAAAAUAUACAAUAAACAGUGUCCAAUAAUAUACUUAGGGCCAAAUUACUCAAUUCUGAUUGGUCAAUCAAGGAGGGCUUUUCUUUCCCCCCUGAACACGGGGCCGUAUUUCUGAAAUGCUAUUGGCUAGUUCGUUGCUUGGUUACGGUUACAAAAAUGAGCAAAUUUUGCCAACAAAAUGGCGGACUCUGCUGACUCAGCAAUUCUGCGUUUCGCUGUGUUUGACGAAGAAAUGAUAAACCAGUUGCAGGCGAAAAUGAAAAUACCACAAAAAAGUACGAAUUUUUGGCUUUCCGUGUUUAAGAAGUGGGCCGAAGAAAGACAAAUAAACGACUCUGUAGCGGCGUAUGAAUGCUGUGAGUUAGCAAGGUGCUAUCGCGGUUUUAUGCAGAAGUGAGGAAAGAAAACGGGCGAAACUACGAACCAGACUCUCUUAAAGUAACGCAGGCAGCAUUGGAUCGCUUUAGAAACUGAUUCAAACGUGCAAGAUCGUCUUGCGCCCUGAUUGGUUCAGAAAACGUGAAUGACAAAAUGUUGUCACCUUAAAUGGCUUCCGUAGUAUGAAUUUGGCCCUAUAUAUAUUAUAAACAAGUAAUCGUAUGGUUCCUCGUAAAAUUACGGAUCAGUUUCACUCGUGAUUUGCAGUUUUCAAAAAUCACUCGUGAAAUGAAUCCUUGAUUUUACUCGGCCCCAUACGAUUACCUGUACAAACAUCCAUCAUAAUAAUGCAGCAUAAACUAACAUCUCUGUUCUGUCUGGUAUUUGGAGAUAAUGGACGUGUUUGCUGUAAAUAGCAUGAACUUGGAUGAGUCCACGUCCAGCUCUGAUGCUGCUGAUGUUUUAAUUCGCUCCACUAAAGCAGUCUUUGACCAAAAGAGACACAAAAACCUGAAGGAAAACAUGGAGUCGGGAUUAUUUUACCACAGAGAUGUUAAUAUUUCUGUGCGGAGACUUUCAGACUCUGUUCAUGGUUCCUGUUUGGCUGAAAGUGGACUGGAGGAGAUGCUGGUUCCUGCUGUGCUCCCUGUAAACACACAUUCAGCUUCACCCACAGUACCUGAAGACCAACAUCAUACAGCAUCAAAUCCAGUGUUGGGAGUUUCCAGGAGAAGUAAUCUUCCUAGAAGAGGUAGAGAUGCACUAAAAACAUCAGUCAACCAAAAACGGGACCAAAAGCAAGAAGAGGAGGAUGUGUUAAUCUCAAGAUACUCAGCUCACGGGAGAGGUGCUGUUGUAGCUGCUCUAAAGCACAGAUCCCACAGUGCACCAGUGAGGCAGGAGGUAAAGGUACAGCUGUUGGAUGCAGGACAUCCGCAAAACAGUGAAACAAAACUUCCUGAGGUGCAGCCUAACACUGCUUUAUCAUCACGGGAUGCUGGAGUUGCUUCAACUGCUGCGGCCAUUUCAGCUGCUGCCAUUGCAGCCACAGCUCCUCUCAUCAAGGCCCAGAGCGAUAUGGAGGCUCGUGUGGCUCAGGUGGCAUCUGAAUUGCGGCGACUCCAGGAAGCCGAAGGCAGAGUGAACAACGUAUCAGACAGCAGAUCAGGCAGUGGUGCAGACAGAAUGGUCCAGCUGCAGGAACAGCUGAAUGUACUGACCCAGCAGAGGCUUCAACAUCUGGAAACCAUCCAAAGUCAACAGCUUGAGCUGCAGAACCGUCUCUUGGGCUCUGCUCUGGAUGCUGUAACAGCACGUACCAUCCCACCCUCACAAUCCACACAUCACACAGGCUCUGGUGUAACCCUGCCAGAGUCUGUACACAGGCCAGAGUUCAGCAGGCUUCAUGUUGUGGAAAACGCUGCUGCAGGAAAUUCAGGAUCGGCAGUUACCCAGGAGCAAAGCAGGGAUUCUCUGAGAGGAGGUGGGAAAAGUCCGUUAGAGAUGCCGGCACCGCGUAAUGUCAUCCCCAAACCCACCCACUGGAAUCGUGCGGCCUACAGCAAACAGAACAGAACACACAAACCUGCACAGACAAAGCACGGAAAUGGCAGGCUGCAAGAACAGACCUCUAACAACCAGAAAUCUACAAGAGACACAGCACAGCCUAAUGGAGUAAGGCAAGUUGCCAUAGCAACAGUCAAUGACAGCCAACCAGAGCAUUCAAGAGGGAACCCAGGAGAAACAUCCAUCUUUCCCUCUGGAAGGGUUGAACAAGAGAGGCCAAUUGGUGCACUAACCAAGCUUCUGAGCACAAACGAGAGCCAAGAAAGCCUGAAGGGAGUACCUACUUUAAUCCAUACAGCUCCAAGCAGCUCCAACUCUGCUGUACAGCAGGCCAAUGCAAUGCUACAGGAUCUGAGCAGACUCAAAGAUGACAUGAGAAACUUACUCCAGACUGCUGAUGCAUUUCCUGUGAAGCGUGCCGAGCCAAACCACACCGCACCCCCCACCCUGCCCUCUCCUCCAACCCAACCCCCACCCCCAGUCUCCAUGCCAUCAGAGCAGGAUGAUGAGGUCACUCCUAAGGCUAUUCCUCUGUCUCGACCCAGCCAGCUACAGAAUAGCCGUCCACCUGCUUCCAUGUUUGAGGAUGCGGGGCGUGUCCUGAGGCAGGUCAGACAAAGCCGGAAGGUUCUAGAGGAGAACCUGCAGGCAAUUUUGAGAGCCAAGGAUGGAGAGGUGCUUCAUACACAACUAGAGGCACUGUCGAACAACAGGGAUGCCAGCGAGGACCUGAGAAUAAAAAAGACUGUUGACGCCUGGAUCAACACACUGAGCAAGGAGAUUCAGGAUGAGCUCGCUCAACACGGAUCUGUUGUUCAGAUGAAGGCUGUAGAGAGAGAUAGUGUGGCAGCAGGCGGAUCAGCACAGCGGGAUCAGAGCAGCAGGAGCAGGAGCACAACUGGGAAGGAGCCUGGAAGACUGGGGAGAGAGCGGAAAGGAGCCACUGCAGCGGCAAGGAAAAAAAGCUCUCACAGAGACUCCAAUAGACCACAGACAGUGAGCGCACAGGCUUCCAGCCAAGAGAUUGCCUCAUCUUUCAGAAACAGCACUGAGCAGCACCCACAGGCGUCGCUGGUGCUGAAAUCUGCAGGUGGUGAAGCUUACCUCACAAAGGUGUACGGGAAAGCCCUGUACGAGGGACAUCGGCGCACAUUAAAGAAAGGCCCUUACCUACGUUUCAGCUCUCCUACACCAAAAUCCAAAGCGCAGCAUCCCAAAAUCGUAGAGCGCGUUAAAGGUGUGAAGAUGAAGUCCUGCAAGACCCAAACCAGCGUUUCUGGAGCUUGUGAUGCAUCUCUCUUGCAGCUUGUGACCUCUGAGCCCCAGUACCUGUUCAGUCCUUGCAGCCCCAUCCAGGAGCAGCAGCCUGGCUCGCUGUUAAAAGGCUACCUCGUGCCCAUGGCCAUCCCUUUGGGAAAGCCCAGAGUUGAUGGCCAGGCUCCUUUCCCUUCACGGGUCAUCAUUAGUGACAAGCCUGCAACUGCGAUGACCUCCAUCCCUCCUGCCCCCAAAGUGUUUCCUCUUAUCCGUAAACCCAACACCUUGCUGCUGGAAGUUCAGGCUGAGCCCAAGAAUCCUGCCCCACACCUCGAAAUCCAGGUUCAACCCAGUGUGAACAUUGAGAGUGCAUCAGCCCUGAGCCGCACGCCCUCUCCCUCAUCGCCUCCUCUUCUCUCUCCUCCAUCCUUUCAGACCGGAGCAGACGCCCAAGCAUUCGAAGAGGAGGCUGACGAGAAUGAUGGCUUUCCUGGAACCAACUUCUUGGAGGUGGCAGACAGCAGUCAGGAGCCCGAAAUGGAGGGAGAAUUUCCUGAUUCUCCGAUAGAACUGCAUGGACUACCUUCUCCUCCAGUGGCUCUGUACCACGGUCCGACUUUCCCAACACAGCCGAGCCAGCCUAGUCCCCUCACCCAGCCCGUACUCACCGCCAUCCAGCAUAGAGACACCCUGGAAAACAGACUUGUGGCCUGGGUGGAGCAGCAGUUGAUGGCAAGGAUGAUCAGUGGGAUGUUCCCUCAGCCAGCCCAUACAGACCCAGCCACCCAAUCAGAGCCAGAGGACAGCGUUACCUCAGACACCACAGUGGAGACAGCAGGAGGACUGCAGCUAGUUGUGGACGCUGGCGUGCCAGUGGACUCGGCGCUCAUCCGGCAGUAUGUGAAUGAGGUGCUGGCUGACAUAAUCGCCCUAACACUGGGCCAGAGAGAGGGUCCGAGAGAGCCUCCUGCUCCAGCUUCAACACAGGAUACCCACAUUCAGCAGGAGAGUGCAGUGCCGACACCAGUGCCCACUCCUGAGCCUAGUGUGAAAGAGAAUCCUCGAGUACUGAGAGAGGCACCAUCUCCAGUCAGCACUCCAGACAUCUCGGCGCAUUCUUCCCCUGCUCAGUCACCCAGAGAUUCCCAGCAUGCACAGCCUCAGCAGCCAGUUUUAUCAGAACCAGAAAAGGAUCCAGUGGAAACACCUAUAUGUACUCCAGUUCCAUCCCCCAGAAGAAUAGAGACACCAGAGCCAGAAAGCCUGCAUAACCAUCCAUGGGGAGAUGCAGAACUUCCACUUACAGAGGAGAAGCCACACAGUGAAGGAGAGGAGCAGCAACCGUUACCGGUCAGUGUACUGUCAGUAGCUUAUGAAGAGGAGGAAGAGGCAAUCAUCCAUCCAUUCUCUCCAGUUCCCCCUAAACCACAGAAUCCUUCAACUUCUGCAGUAGAGCAUACUCAACCCGCUCCUCCUGAGUCUCCAUCUUUGAAGGAGAACAGCUCAAACUCCAGCACCUCCAUCACAGAGACAGAGACAGACACUGCAGCCAGACACAUCUCUGAGGGAGAGCUGCUCCUCAGCUGCAGCCAGAUGGCUACAGUCAGAGCUCUGGCAGAGGAGGGCUUCACGUUGCAGAACCUAAUGGCAAGCGUCAACAGCUCACUGCAUGGAGUCCAAGAUAUGGAUUAUGACCCUCCAAGUGAGGGUGAGGUGAUGAGAAGGCCACUUGUUUCUGCCCAUCGUGACCCAAUCCUGUCACUGCUGGCCCGAAUGGAGCAGGGUCCAGUCAGCCAAUCACAGCAACCACAGAGGUGGUGGGAUGAGGAGAGCAGUGGGGAGGUAAGCGAGGGGCAGCGGCCGGUUCUGACUGAAGCACAGGAGAGAGUGGUAAUGGGACACUCUUUCAUCCCGCAGCAUCAGUCUGUCUUUGCAGAGCAAUCACACCAUGGUACCCUGAGUUCACCUGGGCAAUCACAAAUUCAGCAUACAGGUGCAGUAGUUAAGAAUGGUGGGCUGUCCGUUAACGUCUCGCUAUCAGCAGAGCACACAGAGGCUCAACAUGUUCUUCACUCAUUCACUGCAUCUUCCCUUCAGCCAGGGGACUAUGCACAUCAACAGGCUGCUGAGACUCCGCCUUUAUUGCACAGACCAACUCCAAUACUGGUGCAGCAAUACAAAAGCACAGAGGAGCCAGAUUCAGCCUCAGGGGGACCUCCGCCCUACCAAACCACUGAACCCUCCUUUGGAGAAGGAGGAGCUGAAAGUGCUCAACCACCAAGAGGAGGCCUGGAGCUAACAUCAGUUCAGCUGCAGUCUGACCAAAGGGACAGUCAGUCUCUCUCUCUCAGCAAUGCAGAAGGCGAUUCAGACUCAUUCAGUGAUGUCUUCUAGUACCUGUGGAGCUCUCCCUGUGUCUCCUCCAGCAGGUCUCAGUUGACAGGAGCUGAGGAAAUCUCUACCAGCCUGAGCAGAGCUGUGGGACCAGGGAGAAUCGUCUAUCACUGUGCCUUGUGAAAGGAUGAAAUGAUGUGUCUUAUGGUUAGUGUGAAAAUGUUUUGCUUAAUGGUUGUGGCACUACACUUGCCAUAACAAGAGCUGCCUGAACGUGAGAUCCUGUGCCAUUCAGGUGGGUUUAAUUGUGUGAAAAGGAAAAUGUGCUUAUUGGAUAUUCAUGCAUGACUUUGCACUUUCAAACCAAUAAAUAUUUUAUCACUAAGCAUCA